GAAGAUUCCCGGCGAUGCCCACUGCAUACCCAAGAAACCGAGUGCGAGAAAAAAAAUCCUAGGACCACCCUUGCGAAGAAUCCAACUAAAAUACCUACCUUGGUAGGCAGUAACAUCAGCACGUAUACCUUUAACUAAUGGCAGGACACCUUCAACGGGGACGGCUGCUACGAGUUCGACAAAAAUGCGUCGAUACCCCCGAAUGGCCUUGUUGGAGGGUUCAGCUGUGGUCAUCACAUGUGCACAAAAUUCAGGCGGGACGGUACUCAAACACCAAGAGAAACGGCUCCACUGGGCCCCGUCACAUCAGUCUCCAGGAAAGGGGUUACCAACACGUCGAGUUAGACAACACAAAGAAGCGAUUUCGAGUCAUCGUUGGGGGCCCGUGCAAGAGAUAGCUCCCCUCCAUAUUGGCAUGUUGUUCAUCGAUAAACGGACGACCACGAUUAGCACCAGGAAACCGUCGGCCGAGAUACCAUGUGGACAAAGAGCCAAUAGCCCGGUCACGGUUGUCUCCUGCCGUUGGAAGGUAACAUUGACACUGGCUGAAAGCCCGCAUCUUCCAGGAGAAUAUACCACUGCGUGCUUCACCUUUUCCCCUAUCCUAUGCAAUCACAGCGUAGCAAUAACGUGCAAGGGAGUUUUUGCGGGCAGAACGUCGGUUGCCUGGCGAACAUCAAUCACAAACCGGAGGCAAGAAAGAAAGUCAUUGCUUCUCUCACUCUGGCGCAUCGGGAGCUGCAUUGCCCUCUUCAAGUGGGAUUGGACGUAACGUAUAUCCUGGCGUGCGCCGCGAUACGCACUGCCAGAAAGGUUUCCAUGGUGUUGAUGGAUAGGCCCUCGAAUCGGAGCUGUCACCACGGGGCGCAUAACAUGUUGCCCAGUUGAUGUGCGAAGUCUUCUCCCAACCAUAUCUGCAAUUCGCACAUCUUCAGCCUGGUCAUCGUGGGGUUCUGGCGGUACACGCUCCCGAGGUCAAUGGCGGCAUCGAAUGUCGGCCGGUUGGUAACAUGGGGAGAGUUGAAGACUGUUUGGGAGAAUGCAACAUCAAUUUGGAGACGUAGGUGCAUAGGCUGUCAUGUCGACUUGGAGGGUAGAAAGGCACCCCAGCUUUUUCACCUGUUCCGUUUUAACCUCCGUAAAUCUCUGAUUUUGGUGGUCUUAAUGUGUAAGCGCAGUUUCUUGUCUUUUGGUGCAGCAAUGAAGAGUUGUUGGAACGUUGCUCUCUUCUGAUGGCUUGACAAGACAUCGUGAGGCUAUACAGAGCCG
Messenger RNA from Pisolithus orientalis, 1269 nucleotides. RefSeq lists its product as uncharacterized. The record is from RefSeq and is a predicted model, not a curated record. The transcript is spliced from 3 exons. NCBI's taxonomy places the organism in Eukaryota, Fungi, Basidiomycota, Agaricomycetes, Boletales, Pisolithaceae. The coding region runs from base 185 to 772 and encodes 195 amino acids.